GUCAUCAACGCUGUCCACCGCUGGGAGCACGCCCUGGACCUCCUCACGCUCCCACCGCAGCGGGCGCUGCGGCCCAGCGCCGUGAGCUACGGCAGCGCCGCCGACCGCUGCGCCGCCGGCUCCGUGGCCGGCGGCGGCGACGGCAGCGGUUGGGCUUGGGCGUUGACGGUGCUGAGCGAGGCGCGCGAGGGGCGGCUGGCGACGCUGGUCCUCUACACCGCAGCCUUGAGCGCGCUGGGCGCCCGCUGGCUCCUGGCCCUGUCACUGCUGCGCGAGGCAGUCGAAGGCCGCGCGGCGCCCGACACCCCGGCGGCCACAGCAGCGGUGGUGGCCUGUGGGGAAGCGGAGGAAUGGCCCAGUGCCCUAUACGUCCUGUCUCAACCGUGGGCUCCGGUGCCCCCGUCGGCCGCCGUGCGCGCGCUCGCCAGCCGCUGGCGUGCUGGGCUUGUUUGCCUCAGGAAGGGCGAUGUCGACGGGUGCAAUGCGGUGCUGGCCGGUGCUGGGGUGGAGCACUGGGAAAGGGGAAUGCAGAUGUUGCAGGAACUUCGGUGCCUGCGCCUUGGGGAUGUGAUCAGCUACAACUCUGCCAUCAGCAAUUGCAUCCACUGGCCCACCGCGUUGAUCUUGCUCGCCGGAGUUGGAGAGAUGCAGCUCCGAACAACGAGCAUCACCUACAACGCGGUGGUCAGCGCUUGUCAGGAUGCCUGGCAAGUGGCCUUGCUGCUCGUGACCGGUGCGCGGCACCCGAACGCGUGGAACGCGGCGCUUCACGCCCUGGCCCUGGCAGGGCAUUGGCGUCGAGCCCUGCGGCUCUUGGAGGCGGCGUCCAAGGAUCCACGGGCGGUCAAUGCGGUGGUGGGGGCCUGUGAAAAGGCGGUGGCCGCGGUGGCGGAGAAGGGUGGCGGACGAGGUCCAGUGGCCGCGCUUUGCCCUCCAAAAGGGAGCUCGCGGUCGCUCUUCGAGCGGAUCGAUAGGUGA
Molecule: messenger RNA, 978 nt
Organism: Durusdinium trenchii
Lineage: Eukaryota; Dinophyceae; Suessiales; Symbiodiniaceae
Source: the annotation of a GenBank genome assembly